AUGGGGAAAGUUACCAAACAUAGCAACAAUAAAGACAAAGGAAAAGUACAAAGCUUCUCUACCCUUCGAUUUUCUGCUACCAAAGGCUUUGUUUCGAACCAAGCUACAAUCACACAAGUCUUCAAGCGACGCUCUGUCCCUGAAAAGGGUGAAGAGAACUGCGAGGCUGAAGACAAUGAUACUGUCCAAGAUCUCCCUCUCAACACUCAGCACAGAGACUUUUUCGAAUCUCUCUGUGCCCGCUUGCAUGAGGACGGACGUCCUGUUGAAUACAACAGGAAUACUGUUUGGGUGGAGCCAAUUAAUCCCUAUUUUGCACUGCUGAAGAAGAUACCGGCGAAGGAGGAACCCAAUAAAAGCCUAUAUCAACCUCGAGUAUUUCUAUGGCUACCUCAUCACUUGCUUCCACACAGGUCCAAGUCUUUAGAAUGCCCCAAGUGUAAAUCUCCACUGGAAAGCAAAGGCUUCAACAAGGAUCCGCAUGCUAGAAGAAUCGUUGAUCUUGCAAGUUGUUUCCAUCUGUUGUCAUGCAGAUACGAAUGUACAGUGACUGGAUGCAAAAAGCCUGGAUUUGAAGACUCAUGGCAAUCUCACGACCCCAUCAUUAUGCGACAAUUGCCACAGGAGCUACAAAUGGAAUUCCCUGCCGUUUUGACUAGCAAAGGAGGUGUUUCCAAAACUGUUGCAAAUCUCCUUCGUCCGUGCAUACAAAACUCAAUGGGUCCUCAGAGAUUCCAAAAGUUACUCCGAGAAUUGCAUGUUCUUCGUCAAGAUCAGCUGGAACUCCAGUACUUACUGUCAUGUUUGGCUAAAAAGAAAGGACUCCUCCGGAACUAUUUAUUCCUACCGUACUCGAAUUUUGAAGACUCUCACCAGUAG
Messenger RNA from Mucor velutinosus, 879 nucleotides. Its product is annotated as Branchpoint-bridging protein. Lineage: Eukaryota; Fungi; Mucoromycota; Mucoromycetes; Mucorales; Mucoraceae. The record is from RefSeq and is a predicted model, not a curated record. Bases 1 to 879 code for a protein of 292 amino acids. The transcript has 3 exons.